Adelges cooleyi (spruce gall adelgid) is the source of this 3737-nucleotide messenger RNA. Its product is annotated as TBC1 domain family member 9-like. Gene Ontology annotation, molecular function: calcium ion binding. The transcript has 20 exons. The record is from RefSeq and is a predicted model, not a curated record. Lineage: Eukaryota; Metazoa; Arthropoda; Insecta; Hemiptera; Adelgidae. The coding region runs from base 359 to 3523 and encodes 1054 amino acids.
UUAUUAUUAUUAUUAUUAUAAAAAGUAACCAGUAAAUGUGUCUUAUAUUCAUAAUUCUAUGAGUGAAUGAGUGUACCAGUCUGUCGGCACAGUACAUAAUUUAUAGUUUGUGUUGUUGUUUUAUGUAUAAAAUAUACAUUUGAUAUUUUCGAAGUGUCCUAUGGCCGUUUGUGAUUUGGUUUUCUUUGAAAUAGCCUCUAAUUUUUUAUAUUAAUUUCAUUUAUGGACGUUUAUUUUGACAAUCGGAACGUGACGAUCGGCUCACGACAAUAUGCUAUACUACAUUAAUAAUUUCUCAGGCUUGUAAGAACUUUUUACACAAUAUAGAUAUUCUAAAGAUAUUAAGUAUUAAGUGACGAUGUGGGUGAAGCCUAAGGAGAUUUUAAUAGCUCAUACAUUUUGGCAAACCGAAAAGUCGAAUGAAUAUUUCAAACUGCAACAUCGUAUUGGACAUGGACAAGGGAACAAAAUCUCUUCUUUGUUAAUGGGAACGUUUGAUAGCAUAUUUGAUACAAAACCUUGUCCUUAUAGAAUUUUACACCAGACACCAAAAUCUGAAGUAUACUAUGAAAUAGCAUGUGCAUUAACUGAAGAAGAAAUAUUUAAGGACUGGGAAUGGCUGCAAAGCAAUUUAGAUUUAAAAGUUUUUGAAAACGAAGAACAAAUUACAACGUUUGUUUGUACUAAAAUUCACAGUUUAAUUGCAACAGUUAUGACCGAGAGGCCAGGGGAAGAAGAUUCACAGUCGUUCAAAGAUGCAUCAAUAAAAUUUUAUCGCUUGUUUAAUGUAUCUCGCGACAGCGUAUUAGUUUGUUAUUAUUCUUGCAGCUACUGGAAAAAUAAAAUUCCACGUCAAGGUUGGCUUUACCUCUCUGUGGAGUAUUUGUGCUUUCAUUCAUUCAUAUUAGGAAAUGAACAGAAAGUAGUAAUUAGAUGGGCCGAUGUAAUAAGCUUAGAUAAAAGUAAUAAUGUUCUGUUAUCAAAUUCAAUAACAGUCACAACACGAGACAAAAGAGAAUAUUGUUUUUCGAUGUUCCUGCAUAAUUCAGAGGUAUAUAAAUUGAUGAAGCAACUUGUUAAUCUAGCAAUGAAAGGAAUAAUUAAUGAUGUUUGGUUUGAUAAAGAUCAUAAUCUUCUACAAAAACUUAGUAAACAUGUUCCAAAAAAACAGUCAUUUGUCAAGCGUGAUUUAGAUGCUCGAGCUAUGUCUGAACUGUAUCGCCUUCUGUUUAAAUUGCCUCAAAGUGAAAAAUUAGAUGGUGUCAGUAAUACUACAUUAUUUACUCCAUAUAAUAAAAAACACGUUUGGGGUCAAGUGUAUUUGUCACAAAACUUUAUGUGUUUUAACAGUAAAUCAAAAGACCCACUAAAUGUUGUCAUUCCAUUGUGUAAUAUUUCUCAAGUUGAAAAAUUAGACAAUACCAAUGAUCCAGCUUUUAAUAAUGCGGUUAUUAUAACUCUGAAAACGUCAUCCACUAAUGAUAAACCUCCAGUCUUUAUAUUUUCACAUAUUCUGGAAAGAUCAUUUUUUUUGAAGAAGAUAUCUGAACUUCUUGGCAAUUUAGAAUCGAUUUCAAGCUCUAAAAAUAAUGCUGUUGAUUCAAAGUCUGAUUGGACAAUGAUGAAACCAUUAAUGCUUACGUUUCCAAUGAAAGAAAGUGAAGAUAAAAUUAUUAAAGUUCAUCAAAAAAUAAAAGAAGUUGCUUGGAAUGAAUAUUUUAAGGAACACGGAUCAGGCGUUUCAAUGUACAAGACAAAAGAUUUGAUCAAGAUGGUAUUAAAGGGUAUACCAGAUUCUAUGAGGUCAAACCUUUGGUUAACAUUUUCAGGUGCGCACCAUGAUAUGGUGGCUAACCCUGGACUUUACACAGAAUUAGUCAAUAUUGCAUCCAAAACAAAAUCCAUAUCACAUGACGAAAUUGAAAGAGACUUACAUAGAUCAUUACCAGAGCAUCCGGCUUUUCAAUCAGAAAUCGGUAUCGACACAUUACGCAGAGUGUUAACAGCUUAUGCUACAAAAAACCCACAAAUCGGAUAUUGUCAAGCUAUGAACAUAGUGGCUUCUGUUUUGUUAAUAUACUGUACAGAGGAAGAAGCUUUUUGGCAAUUGGCAUGUAUCUGUGAAAAUAUGUUACCCGAUUACUAUAACAAUAAGGUGGUUGGAGCACUGGUUGACCAGGGAGUCAUGGAUAAUUUGAUAGCACAACACUUACCACUUAUUCACGAUAUUUUAUAUAGACUUGGUCUGAUACAAAUGAUAUCGUUAUCUUGGUUCCUGACAAUAUUUCUUAGUGUUAUACCAUAUCAAAGUGCUAUAUAUAUUGUAGACUGGUUUUUUUUUGAUGGAGCAAAAGUCAUAUUUCAGGUGGCUUUGUCUAUUUUAGAAAUGAAUCAAAAUAGACUGGCCUGUUGUCGUGAUGAUGGCGAAGCAAUGCAAACCCUUUGCAAUUACUUAACAGGUAUCUACAAUGAAGAAUUGGAGCAUUGCAGUAUGUAUAAAGAUGGGGAAAAAGUAGACAGGAGUGUCUCGGUUCAAGAGUUAAUAAAAAAUGGCCAUAAAAAGUUUGGAUCUGUUACGAGUACAAUUAUUGAAAAUCUUCGUAUUAUGCACAGACUUAAAGUAGUUCAAUCUUUAGAAGACGGUAAUGAAAAAAAUAUUGUAAGAUCUUUGAAACCAGAUGGUUAUUUCUCAUCCGACGAGCUGAUGGACCUACUAAAGUUUGUGAGAGAAGAAGUGGUCGCUGUACGGAAAAGAACCAAUUUUGAACCUCCUAAAGCUGAAACGCCUAUGGAGCCCUAUGAAGCUUACAAAAUUGACUUUGAUUUGUUUGAAUCAUUAUUUUUAGCAAUAUCUCCUUUAGCAAAACAUAAAGGUGCUGACAGCCUAGCAGUUCCAUUAUUUAAGUUGAUGGACAUGAACGAUGAUGGUUUUUUAAACUUUCGUGAGUUGGUAAUGGCAUUAGGUUCAACAUCUACUGCAGAUGUGUCUAUUCGGUUAAAAAUUCUAUAUUUGCUUCACUUGCCUGCCCUUUGUACAAAUGAGCAUUCAAUUUCAUCAGAUCUAAAUAAUUCAGUAAACGGGGCUGAAUUAGCAUCUGAAGCAGCUGAAUAUUUUGAUCAAAAUGUGGGCAGCAGCUCAAGUAAAGAAAAUAAUUCUGAUGAUUUAGAGCUCUUAAGAUCUUUUGUACGGAGGAUUCCAUCAUCUAAAAGUCCUCCAAUUUCUUUACCAUCUAUGUCCGAGGACCAUUUUGUUUCACUGUGCAAAACUUUGUAUGAUCUCAUUGGAAAUUCUCCCCAAGACCAGGAAAUGCAUAACAACAUUUCUAGAGUUGGAGCUAUAUUGCUUGAACUAGGGGAGUUCAAUAAAGAAGAAUUAAGUGAGUCUGAUAAACAAACCAAUACUGAAUGGUCAAUAAAAGCCGAACAGUUUGUGGCUACUGCUUUGACAGUUCAAGGAUUAGUCGAGUUUAUUGGUUCAAAAGUUGAUAUAUCUGCAUCAUUGAAACGACUAAGAGAGAAGUAAAUUUUUAAAUGGACUUCAUUAUGUGAUAAUUUGAAAUGUGCUAUCAUCAUCAUCAUAUAAAUAGUAAUAACGGUAAAAAAAUAUUUCAUUAAUGAAAUAGUGUUUAGUUGUAGACUCUUCAACUUACUUAACAGGGUUUAUCGUCAAGUUAAACUAUUACUAAUAAUUUUUACUAUAAAUAAUUUUACUCUAUUAUUAUAUAUUUUUAUAUUAU